This is a messenger RNA of Suhomyces tanzawaensis NRRL Y-17324, 1007 nucleotides long. RefSeq names its product 40S ribosomal protein RACK1 (gene ASC1). The record is from RefSeq and is a predicted model, not a curated record. The coding region runs from base 1 to 951 and encodes 316 amino acids. The transcript has 2 exons. Gene Ontology annotation, molecular function: protein kinase C binding; ribosome binding; translation regulator activity. Gene Ontology annotation, cellular component: cytosol; nucleus. NCBI's taxonomy places the organism in Eukaryota, Fungi, Ascomycota, Pichiomycetes, Serinales, Debaryomycetaceae. Gene Ontology annotation, biological process: rescue of stalled cytosolic ribosome; positive regulation of protein phosphorylation.
AUGUCUGACGAAGUUUUAGUUUUAAGAGGUACCUUAGAAGGUCACAACGGUUGGGUCACUUCCUUGGCCACCACCCCAGCUCACCCAGACUUGCUCUUGUCCGGUUCCAGAGACAAGACCUUGAUCACCUGGAAGUUGACUGGCGGUGAAGACAACCAAUACGGUGUCGCCAAGAAGUCCUUCAGAGGCCACAACCACAUCGUUCAAGAUGUCACCAUCUCCGCUGACGGUGCUUACGCUUUGUCUGCUUCUUGGGACAAGACCUUGAGAUUGUGGGACUUGGAAUCCGGUGAAUGUACCAAGAGAUUUGUUGGUCACACUGGUGACGUUUUGUCCGUUUCUAUCUCCAAGAACUUGAGACAAAUCGUUUCUGCCUCUCGUGACAAGACCGUCAAGGUCUGGAACACCAUUGGUGAAUGUAUGGCCACUUUGACCGGCCACGGUGACUGGGUUUCUGCCGUCAGAAUCUCCCCAUCCGACACCUCCGCCACUGUUUUGUCUGCUUCUUGGGACAAGACCGUUAAGUCUUGGGACUUGAUUGACUACAACGUCAACGCUGACUUCAUUGGUCACACCGGUUACAUCUCCUGUAUCACCUUGUCUCCAGAUGGAUCUUUGUGUGCUUCCGCUGGUAAGGACGGUGUCAUCAUCUUGUGGGACUUGAACUCAAACAAGACUUUGUACACCUUGACUGCCUCUGCUGAAGUUCACGCUUUGGCUUUCUCUCCAAACAGAUACUGGUUAGCUGCUGCUACCACCACUGGUAUCAAGAUCUUCAAGUUGCAAGAAAGAUCCUUGUUGGAUGAAUUGAAGCCAGAAUUCGCCAUUGGUGCUAAGGCUAAGGACCCAGAAGCCAUCUCCUUGGCUUGGUCUGCUGACGGUCAAAACUUGUUCGCUGGUUACACUGAUAACGUUAUCAGAGUCUGGCAAGUUAUGACCUCUUCUGCUUAAAUUAAUUAAUUAAACCUAAUUAACUUAAAUAGUGGUCAAAAUAAUACGUGUAUAUU